Molecule: messenger RNA, 3468 nt
Organism: Cyphellophora attinorum
Lineage: Eukaryota; Fungi; Ascomycota; Eurotiomycetes; Chaetothyriales; Cyphellophoraceae
Product: Low affinity vacuolar monovalent cation/H(+) antiporter
Exons: 2
Coding region: 1-3468 (1155 amino acids)
Biological process (GO): intracellular calcium ion homeostasis; calcium ion transmembrane transport
Cellular component (GO): endomembrane system; membrane
Molecular function (GO): calcium:proton antiporter activity
Source: RefSeq, a predicted model, not a curated record
AUGUCUGGCAACGGCACUCCAGUCGGACCCCGCAGUCCGCGACUUGAACCGCUGGCCGAGUCUCAGUCACAGCAGUCGCAGACAACACGCAGUCAGCAGCAGUCUGGACCAAGUUCAAUCGGGGACGAUGAGGAGCGCAGACGUUUCAGUCGCUUGGGUACGCCACGUGAAUAUGGAAGCAUAUCCAUCUCCCGUCCUCGCGGAGCCACCAGACAGGCGACAGGACUCCAGCCGCAGUCCCCAACCGAGGCCAGGCAUCCAGACAGUGGUGGCUAUUUCCCGUUACUGUCUCCGCAGCCAGGUCGCAUGAAGAGGCCGCCAGCAGCACGCCGAGCAUCGACAAACAAGCCCCAUCGCGGAGAAUCUUUCUCCGUGGAUGACGACCCCAGCGAGGUAGAAGAAGACCGAGACAUAAGGACCCUUCGACCAGGUUCAAGAUCGCAGUCAACACGCCGGAGACGGACCACCUAUGCCCCACCCCAGCUUCCGCGUGUAGACUCGAGCAGGGAGGAGGAAGAAGCGAUCGAAGAGCAACCACCCGCAGCUGAGCCACAAACCCCAAAGCGUCCCGAUAUUCCUGUAGAGGUCGAAGAGGCUGAGGAAGCGGAAGAGGAGAUGGCAGCCGAAGCAGAAGAAGAAGAGCAGGAAGAUGACGUCGAUCUCAGCGAUGCAGAAAGCUUCACUCUCAAGGACCGUCAGCUGGCCAUCAACGAGACCCAUCCGUUCGGCAUCAGGAUCUGGAAGCCUGCAUUGUACAAGAAGAACAGAUCAGUGGAGAAGAAUGCCGAGGACGACAUUCAUUCCUCGCCAAGCCAAAUAGUCAGUCCGUGGCUCUGGUCUUUCAAUGUCCUAUGGACUGUCCUUUUCGGCUGGUGGCUGGCCAUAGCUGCUGUCAUUGGAGCACUUGUCUGCUUUCUCUUUGCCUUCGAACCGUCUGCUAAAGCGUAUGGCCGGAUAUUCUGGGGCGUGUCAAAGUAUCUAUUCUGGCCAUUCGGGAAGUUUGUCCGUCUCGAACAGGAUGAAAACUACGCAGACGAAGACGAAGGAGAGGGCAGGAGCAUCGGCGAAUAUGAACGAUGGCAGGCUGGUGAUCUCGAAUACGGCCGACUCAUGUUUGGCCCUACGUUGACACACACUGGUUCCAUUGUUGGUAGACGACGCAACAGCAUCGACACUGCUAGCGAGCACGACAGCCUACUUGAGCGAUCCGGCAGAGGCGAGCGGCAUGACACCGAGGCCAGUACGUCUAACAAGCGACGGCUAUUCGGUCGUGGGAGGUGGACGCUGGGACGUGUGAUCUUUUUCGUCUUCUUCUACUUUAACUUGGCGCCUCUCAUGGUGCUGGUCUCCUUGAUGUGUUGGUUCUUAGUCUUCUGGAUUCCCAUGGGCCGUGUCCUGCAGAUCCUCCUCAUUCAGCUCCGAAAAAGGCCGUUGGCGCUCAGCUUCCACGAUGAUCAAUCACAGGCUAGGGACUCGAGGUCAUCUUCGAUCUUGCUCUGCACAUAUCGAGCUGUCGGUAUCAAGUACUGGAAGUACACCCUGGAUGGCACAAACAUUUUCCUGAUCAAUCUCCUGGGCUUAGUGGCGUUCGUGAUAUUCGACAACUUCAUCCUCAGGGAGACCUUGCACAUCGACACCUGGUGCACGGGACCUGGACUGCUGUUCACAUUGGGGCUAGUGUCAAUCAUCCCUCUUGCCUAUUUCAUAGGACAAGCGGUCGCUUCGAUCUCAGCACAAUCAACCAUGGGCAUGGGUGCCGCCGUUAACGCAUUCUUCUCGACCGUGGUUGAGGUCUACCUCUACUGCAUUGCUCUGAAUGAGGGCAAGGGUCAAUUAGUCGAAGGAAGUAUCGUUGGCAGCAUUUUCGCCGGUAUCCUCUUCCUGCCUGGACUCUCAAUGAUCUUCGGCGCCAUUAAAAGGAAAACACAACGCUUCAAUGUGCAGUCUGCUUCCGCCAGCUCGACGAUGCUGUUGUUUGCGAUGAUUGCAGCUUUCGCACCUACGCUGUUUUACAAGAUCUACGGUAGUCACGAAUUGAUCUGCAAGCAAUGUAGCACGAACAGCGAUGAGGAUCGAGACUGCCGUCGAUGCUACUUCCGUCAAGUCCCUGCGAUCAACGAUCAAUUCUACGAAAGUGCCGUCCGACCUUUUGCAUGGGCUGCGGCCAUCCUACUCUUUUCGUCAUACAUCAUUGGCUGCUUCUUCACUUUGCGCACACAUGCCGCCAUCAUCUGGAGCAGCGAAGUUGACGAAAAGAAGCCAGUCAGUGCAUCUCAGACCCUGGAUGUCAGUCCCACCGACACGAGACGACAGAGCAUUCACCCUCCGACUGGGUCCCAUGUCGCUCAUGGUACGUAUGUAUCGCGCGCGAACAUUCGAGACUCGCAACUGUACAAGAAGAUUCUUGGACAAUCCCUUCGGCAAGCUGGCCUUCCUCAAGAUGGAGAAGUCGCUGAGCAGUCGAAGCGGGAUGCCAAGCUUGACGGUAUCGAUCAGCAGCUGCAGAAUGACUUGCCUCAUAAACCACCACCGAAGAUCGUUCGCAGUGGGGCUUCAACGCCUGGACAUCAGCCCGAAAUGUUGCCUGGUCUGUCUGCCGAAGAGAAUAGUAAUCUCGUUCGUCAAGUGGCAGAACUUGCAGCCACGGCUGCUACUGUAGCUGCUCGUGAUGCCGUCUCGAAUCCACGACAAGCAUCAUACCAAGCAACCCAUCAACGACACGAUAAGACUCCUAAGCCUCCCAUGCCACAACGAUUGGACACCAUAGGUGCUCCUGUGCAUGUGCCUGCAGCUCCACCAGGUCCACCAGGUGUGGCCGAUCAUCCUACAGGCGGACACGAUGCUCCCAACUGGUCGCGACAGAAGUCACUGGUCAUCCUUCUGACCGCCACCGUGGCGUACGCUCUCAUCGCUGAGGUCCUUGUCGACACUGUUGAUGUGGUGCUCGAGUCCUCCGACAUCAACGAAAAGUUCUUAGGCAUCACCCUGUUUGCCCUUGUGCCCAACACCACUGAGUUUCUCAACGCCAUAUCAUUCGCAAUGAACGGCAACAUCGCCCUGAGUAUGGAAAUUGGAUCGGCCUAUGCACUACAAGUCUGCCUGCUGCAGAUCCCAGCUCUUGUGCUAUACUCCGCAUUAUACGGUAGAUUCAUCGAUCCGACCAACCUCCUGGAGCAUACGUUCCAACUCAUUUUUCCACAAUGGGACAUGGUUACGACCAUUCUUUGUGUCUUCCUGCUCAGCUACAUCUGUACGGAAGGGAAGAGCAAUUAUUUCAAGGGCAGUAUUCUUGUACUCACGUACGCAGUCGUGCUAUUGGGCUUCUACCUGAGUGGCUACGUUACCGACACUGAUACCCUGGGUAUCAACCCUUACGACACUCUGGCACUUAAUCCGGGCAUGCUCAUGCAGCAGGCGGCGCCUUCAGUGUCUCCGAAGCCGAAGUUUUAUGCAGGGCACGAGUUAUAA